ACAAUAGACGGACCACUCCCAGUUGUUCCCCCCAAGGAAGAUGCUAUAGCAAUUGCACAGAACCCUAGUCCAAAUCCCAAGAAGGAGAGUUUGCAUGGUGCACAGCAAAUAUGUGAUCCUUCCAUCCUGAUAGAUGUGGAAUCUAGUGUGCCAAAUGCAGAAGGAGGACAUCAAGGUUCUGAAAGAGCUGAGACAAGUACACAGAACCCUAACCCAACUCCCAAGAGAAAGAAGGGGAAGAAUGUGCAAGGUGAACAGCAACAACUUCAGAUUUGUGACCACUCAAUCUCGAUAGGUGUGGAAUCUGAUGUUAAGAAGGAAGGAGCAAAACAAGUUAAAGCUCAUGAAGUUGGGGUAUCAGGAAUAAGUGAAGAACGCCCUAUACCUGAUUCCUCAGCCCCAGAAGACACGGACCCGAAAAAGGAUUCUGUGAGGAAAAAAAAGAAAGCCCUUAAGUCUCAAGGGGCUGAAGCUGAAUCAGAACCAGAACCAAAGGAGUCCAAUAGCACAGAGAACCCUCAACAGUGCACCCUGGACCUGAAACUGAAAAGUAAGGUGAAGAAAGGGCCAGGAGCCAACGCUGAGAACUCUGGAGUGUGUUCUCAACCUGAAGUUGCACCCCAAUUAGACACAGCAGCCACUACGGCCUUAGAAAAGGCAGAGCUAAUUGAAGUUAACAGGGAGCAUUCUGAAGCGAGUUCUAAACCUGAAUUAGAGCCCUCAAUAGACAUGGCAACUCAAAUGAAGGUCCAAAAGACAAAAAGAACGAGGGAAGAAAAGAAAAAAGAGACAAAUCCGAGCGAAUCACAUGUACAACAUCCUCAACCUCAAACUUGUUCUAACCAUGCACCUGCAGUUCGAGGAAUAAUUGAAGAAUGCCCUGGACCUGAAGGGGCAGAAUCCAGUGAUGGCAAGCCACCUGAAACGCCAGUCCAGGGAUUUUUAUAUCCUGCAGUAGCACUAUCAAUAGACCCUAAAAUCCCAGACCAAGCUUCCCGAAAAGACACAGCAACCCCAAUAGACCAAGAUCAGAAGGUGAGUAAGAAAAAUAAGAAGAGUAAUCAUGUAGCUGCCCCCUCAAUAGAGCCAACAAUUCAAACAGGUCAAGAUCCCCCAGUAGACCCUACAACCCCAGUAGACCCAGAACAGAUGACGAAGAAGAAGAGUAAGAAAAGUAACAGUGCACUAAAAAACGAAGGGUUAGAAUCUGAGAAACGCAAUGCUGGUCUAAAUGCAGAAACCGCAGUUCAGAAAAUAGAAAGACCCACAGCCAAAAAAUCUAUGGGCAGACACAAUGCAGAACCAGCUGCUAAAAGCCCGGUUCGUAGAACUGAACAUCUCAAAGUCACUGAAUCUCCCUCUAAACGACAUGGUGAUAGUUCCUUGAGUUGCGAGGCAUGCCAACAGCUUGGUCACAGAUUAGAUCAAUGCAAGAGGUUGAGACGUCUUUCCAAGAAAGAAGAAGUCUGCUUCUUUUGUGGUAAAAUUGGUCAUUCACUUGGAAAAUGUGGUGUCUCUCAAGCCGGGGGAAGGUUUGCGAAGUGCUUACUCUGUCAUGAACAUGGACACUUCGGCUAUAACUGCCCUCAAAGUGAAAAUGGAAAAAAGCGUAAGGAGCUUGUAGCAAAUGGGGCUUCCAGUGGAAGUGAAAUAAGGUCUGCUAAGUGCUCACUCUGUCAUAAACGUGGGCACCGCAGCAGUAACUGCCCCCAAAAUCGUCAUGAUCCAAAGGUGCUUGCAGCCAAUGGGGCCGUCAGCAGAACAGCAGUGGAAACUAAAGGACAACCUCUUCCCGAAUUUAAUGCGAGCAGAACGGUCUUUCUGAUGAGCACGAGUCAAUUUACACCAGUACUCCCGCACUCGUGGAUCCCAGUUCCUCUGCCUUAAGAUUUGAUGAUUAUAUCAUGUCUGUUAGACAUGAUUUCCCAAUUUUGGUAGUUUAAAAUUCUCUAUAUGUAGCAAACGGCAACAUUAUUUCAGACCUUAUUGGGUUUUUCGUACCUAUUUCUUGUUUACUUCUCUACGUCGGAAUUAGUUGUGGCAGUUACAAGGUAAAUGCGACAAAGGGUUGCUUAAGAGGUGAAGUAAUAAGCACAUGAGAAAUGGCCCCAAUAUUUUUUAAUUCAGUUGAUGUUGAGACAAUUUGGUUGCAGAUAUAGAAUGUUCUGGAA
Molecule: messenger RNA, 2171 nt
Organism: Vigna umbellata (rice bean)
Lineage: Eukaryota; Viridiplantae; Streptophyta; Magnoliopsida; Fabales; Fabaceae
Source: RefSeq, a predicted model, not a curated record